Messenger RNA from Parascedosporium putredinis, 2205 nucleotides. The record is from the annotation of a GenBank genome assembly. NCBI's taxonomy places the organism in Eukaryota, Fungi, Ascomycota, Sordariomycetes, Microascales, Microascaceae.
AUGGCACCGCCCGACGCUCUCUCCGAGAUGGACUUUUCCGUCAACCUGCCCGAGUCCCGGGUCCUCAUUAUCGCGACUGGAGGCACGAUUUGCAUGCAGCCAACGCCGGACGGACUCCAGCCUAUGGCGGGCUUUCUCGACCGUGCCAUGGCUCCGCGACCAUGCUUUAAUGACAAGUCACAGCCUAGAGUUCAACUACAGGCUUUCCACCACGGCAAGGAGCUCGCCCUUGACAGUCUUCGCACGCCACCCAGCACCUAUUCUCGCCACGUGCGCUACGGGAUCCUCGAGUUUGAUCCCCUCUUAGAUUCCAGCUCAAUCUCGUGCGAUGGAUGGAAGGCCAUCGCGGAAGCGGUCAAGGAGAACUAUUACCUCUUCGACGGGUUUGUGAUCCUGCACGGGACCGACUCCCUCUCUUACACCGCGUCCGCGCUCUCGUUCAUGAUGUCGGAUCUCGGGAAACCCGUCAUUCUUACGGGUUCGCAAGCUCCCAUCUUCGCCCUCCAGUCCGACGCAGAGGACAACCUUUUGGGGUCUCUCAUCAUCGCAGGCACCUUUGUCAUCCCCGAAGUGUGCCUAUUCUUCCACCACCGGCUCUUUCGCGGGAACAGGACCUCCAAGGUGUCGGCAUCCUCUUUCGAGGCUUUCGAAAGCCCCAACCUCGAACCCCUGGCCAAGGUCAACGGACUAGGCAUCGACGUAAAUUGGCCGCUCAUCCACCGCCCAAAGAGGCUGGCCGAGUUCCGCAUCGCCACCAACCUGGACACGGCUCGCGUCGCUUGCCUCUGGGUCUUUCCGGGCAUCCAACCAGCCAUGAUCGACUCGGUGUUGCGUCUGCCGAAUCUCCGCGGGUUGAUUUUGGCAUCCUUUGGCAUGGGCAACACGCCCGGUGGCAUAGACGGAGGCUUGACCAAGGUCAUCCGGGAGGGUAUUGAGCGGGGCAACAUCAUCGUCAACGUCUCCCAGUGCACGUCUGGGUUCGUGUCACCCAUCUACGGCCCCGGCACCGAACUAGGGAGGGCGGGAGUCAUCUUUGGCCUAGAUCUCACCAUCGAAGCGGCACUGACAAAACUCUCGUACCUGCUCGGCAUCCCCGGCCUCUCGACCGAGGAGAUUACGCGGCAAAUGUCGCUGUCCCUUCGCGGCGAAAUGACGGAGCGGACCCAGCCAGCCUUUACGCAUCCUGCCGGGACGAGCGAUUCGGCCGCGGCGCUUCUCACGCCCAUUGACGCCGCUUUCACGGCGCUAGGCUAUGCCAUCAGAAACGGGGACUUGGAGGCUGUCCAGGAGAUCCUGGCCGGCGAUGAGGUCACGAUGCUGAAAAAGUCGACUACGCCGGUAACACCGCCAACCCCCACGAUACCAUUCUCACCUUCCGACCGCAUUCUCCUCGUCGGCGAGGGCGACCUGAGCUUUGCUGCGAGCUUGAUCGCCCACCACAAGUGCACGCGCGUGACCGCCACCGUGCUCGAGAAGAACCGCGCCGAGCUCCUCGAGAAAUACCCCCACGCCGAGGCCAACGUCGCCGCAAUCGAGGAGGCGUCCGCUCAGGGCGCCAAGCUCCUGUACGGCGUGGACGCCACCAAGAUGCCCGCCUUCACCGACAAGUCGUCGGAGCGCCAGGCCGUCACCUCCGAGGCCGUGCUCCCCGCCCGCCGGAAAAGGGGCAAGAAGCCCGCCAUGGACCGCAUCUUGUUCAACUUCCCACACGUGGGCGGCAAGUCCACCGACGUCAACCGCCAGGUGCGGUAUAACCAGGAACUCCUUGUCGGCUUCUUCCGCCGCGCGAUGCCCAGCCUCGCGCGGGGCGGGUCCAUUGUCGUGACGCUGUUCGAGGGCGAGCCCUACACCCUGUGGAACGUCAGGGAUCUGGGCCGCCACUGCGGCCUGCAGGUCGAGAGGAGUUUCCGGUUCCGCGCGGAUGCGUAUCCGGGCUAUGCCCACGCGCGCACCCUCGGCGUAGUGAGGAACAAGAAGGGUGAGUUGGGCGGCGGCUGGAAGGGCGAGGACAGGCUGUCUCGGAGCUACGUGUUUGUUAGGAAAGGGGAGCAAACUCAAGUUGCCGUCAAGCGGAAGCGCGGCAAUGAAGACGACGAUGACGACGAUGAUGAUGGUGGCAACAGCGACAACGGUGACAACCCUGGAGCUGAUUCACCAAACGACUCCCUCGAGGACCCCGAGCUCGACGAGUCCGAGAUCGACUGA